Messenger RNA from Salvia splendens (bonfire salvia), 1614 nucleotides. RefSeq lists its product as uncharacterized. The transcript is spliced from 5 exons. The record is from RefSeq and is a predicted model, not a curated record. Lineage: Eukaryota; Viridiplantae; Streptophyta; Magnoliopsida; Lamiales; Lamiaceae. Bases 1 to 1614 code for a protein of 537 amino acids.
AUGCACACAAGAUCACAGGGUACACCGCCGUUCGGAUUACUCUGUUAUCAAAGAAAGAGAGGGUCGAGAGGUCCAGAGAUUGAGAUUUAUCCUGGUUAUCAAAGUCCUGUUAGAGAGAAUCCGGUAUUCAGCUCAUGUUCAGAAAGUAAUAGUUGGAUAGAAUCAGAAGCAGAAUCGAUGGCUAGGAAUGAGUACAAUGAUGCCCCACCACCUGUGGGAAGUUUGGUGAAUGGGGGAAAUCUUUUCCAUGGUCAUGAUGAUGAAGAUCCAAUGAGCCAUUUGAAUGCCUUCUAUGAGUUGACAAACUCUCACAGACCGCCAAAUGUGGAGCAUCAUCGGAUCAAGAGGGCUUUGUUCCCUUUCUCAUUGAGAGAGAAAGCAAGGGAAUGGUAUGACUCACUGCCGGACUACAACAUUGCAACUUUUGAAGAGUUGAAGUCGAAGUUUCUCUUGGAGUACAAUUCUCCAAUGAAGAUAGAAAAGUUGAGGGAAGAAAUCACUUCAUUCUGGCAAAAAUAUGAUGAGUCAUUUGCCGAAGCUUUGAAGAGAUUUACAGAUUUGUUAAGGAAAUGCCCAAGCCAUGGACUAGCUCCGAGGCAUGAUCUCUUGAGCUUAAGCGGGAACUUGGACGAUUUGACCCAUGAUGAAGUGAGAGCGCACUUUCAGAGAUUGGCGAACAAUCAGAGGAAUUGGCAUAAUCCAAGGGAGGUGACCGUAGGAAAUACAUUUGGUGCUACCAAGGAAUCUGAAAGAGUUUCAGCUAUAGAGGCUCAAAUGGUUGAUUUUAGUACUCAAAUAUCUUCAAUGACAAAAGUUGUGAAAUCCUUGCAAUUGACUCCUCAACCCCAAGCUGCACCUGCGAUGAAGUGUGGAGUAUGCCAAGGAGGACAUUAUACAGAUCAAUGUCCAAGUUUGCAAGGAGCACCAGUGGAGGAUGUAAAUUAUAUUGGUAACCGUCAAGGUUUUAACCAAGGAAAUCAAUGGAUGAGCAAUAUCCAACCUUCGGGGUAUGAGAAGAAGUUAUCUAGUGAUGAUCAAGUUGCACAGAUCUACUCCUUCAUGACAAAGAAUCAAAAGGAGAAUGACCAGUUUAAAGAAAAAGUGAAUGAGAAGUUUGGCCAUAUAGAUGCUAUAAUGAAGAAUUUAGAGAAGAUGAUAGCCCAAAUUGCAUCAGCUGCGCAAACAAGGACUCAAGGAUAUAUCCCAAGUACCACAGUCACAAAUCCAAAUGUUAAUGAGCAAUGUAAAGUGGUUACUCUUAGAAGUGGAAAGAAUUUAGAUUCUAUUCCGGCAUCUCACACACAGGGGCGGAUGAGACUAUCAGUUGAAGAAAAAGGAAAGAAGAUAGAAGAAGCAAACAUGAGUUCAGAGAAGAAGGUUACUUUAAGUCCAGCACAAGAUCCCAAGAGCAUGUUCAAUUUCCCCGAUCACAUUCCACCUCUACUGUAUCCACCAAAGAGGAGGAAGAGAGUUCCCAAAGAGAAGAGCUUCGAAUGGAUGAUGAAUGUGAUUAGGAAGGUAAAUGUGGAUGUCUCUUUGGUUGAUCUCUUUACCAAUUUCCCUAAAUUCUCCAAGUUUUUCAAAGAUAUGAUAGCGAACAAGGAGAAGCUUUAA